Molecule: messenger RNA, 1212 nt
Organism: Physcomitrium patens
Lineage: Eukaryota; Viridiplantae; Streptophyta; Bryopsida; Funariales; Funariaceae
Source: RefSeq, a predicted model, not a curated record
AUGAGAGGCAGAUGGAGAAGAACCAUGUGAGACAAAGCCAAAGGGAGCGAUAGUCUUACACAGGAAGGGCAUGUGUGGAGAGCAUCGAUAGUCUUAAACAGGAAGGGGGAGCUGCGCAGUGAAGUAGCUGGACUUGGAGGAGCAGCGACCUUUAUUUGUUGUUUCAUAUUUACUGUUUAGAACGCAAGGGUGCAAGGUCUAGUGUUGCAAAAAACAAACACUGGGUAAAUGGAGACUGUGGAUGUGUGUUCCACGACUGCUACAGUUUGGGGUUGAUGGGGCUUGUCGAUCCACCCCAACGUGAAGCUCCACGGGCAUAUAUAUUUGGACGUGACGAGGCAGAGGCGCCCCUGGUCGGCUUUGGUGACUCGGGAUCGAGAGUGGCGAAGACAAACUCUGACAAGGAAAAUAAAAGGUGCUGCAUUGGAGGCGUGCAACUAAGCCAGAGAGAUGGCGGGCGGUUGCACGAAGCUCUCGUGCAAUCGACCCAACCAUCACCCUAAUCAUCGUCAUUCACUGGAAUAUAACAUCAGUUUCAACCGAAUCUAUCGCGCCACUUCACUGCAUGGCGUAUCACCCUUCGAGACCUUCUUUGUCGUUGAGCUUCCCAACGAGCCUCUAGAUAUCGACCAGCCAACCAGGUGCCCAGCAACGGAGGGCUGCAUCAUGGAGGAUGGAUUGACGUGGAAGGAAACGCUUGCGGGGACACUGUAUGCUCAAUUGAGCAGACGUCAAUGGGAUGGCAUGAAGACGACGCGGGAGAGCGCGCAUGGGCCCUUCCACAGUCGAAUGCAACUUAGCUUGGGUGAUUAGUACCUGUUCACAAAUCCUAGUCCACCUAAAUGUAUAGUCUCAAGAAUGCUAGAGGAAUCUGCAGACUACAUUUGGUUGGUGGGCUACUGGUGCAGGGUGCACAGAUGCAUUUGUACAAUAGUCCUCUCUCGGUGAAAUCCUGUUUCGACUAUGUCUAACUGCAUCAACACAGAUUUCAGGCAUAGUGUAGAAACAAGGUGGACGCAGGCCUUUGUGCAUAGAUUCGUUUAGAGGUACGUGUGAACGUGUUAAUUACGUUUCUAGUACUGUGCAGGGAGGGCGCAAUUUUCAGAACGAUUAGAAUAGAACUAUUGCCAAGCAUUUUGUUACAAAGCUCUCAUGAGGUUAAAAUCUUAUCUUUAAUAUCUAUUUUGUUCUGCUUAAAGCAUUAUAAUGUUA